Molecule: messenger RNA, 1857 nt
Organism: Anopheles nili
Lineage: Eukaryota; Metazoa; Arthropoda; Insecta; Diptera; Culicidae
Exons: 9
Coding region: 1-1857 (618 amino acids)
Source: RefSeq, a predicted model, not a curated record
AUGUGGUCCUACCCGCGGUUUAUCCACCGAUCGAUCGGCUGGAGCACGUUUCCCGUCGCUGUCGCUCUUAUCGUGUCGGCUUUGGUGCAGUCUGUCAAUGCCACCGAAUACCGCAUAGACCUAAGAACCUCCGGAUCAGUGGUGCUGGGGCUGAACACGACGGUGGAGUUCUAUGCCGUGCUGUAUUCGGAUGGGGCUCUGGUGAAUGAUGACUACAUCAUCGACUGGUCAGACAAUACUAACCCCCAGCAUAGUUUAGAAGGUCUUACCUCCAACACCCCCCGGUUCAAUUGGACGGUCAUGUACUCGUAUCCGGUAAAGCCUGGAAGCUACCAGGCAAAAAUCUCAGUGAAGAAAACAAUCAUCUACAUACCAUACACGCUGCAGACAGCAACUGUGAACUUCAAUCUUACUAGUAUGCUCAACGGGCAGAUGCGCUUGCAGCAAAAUGAUACCGAAAUUGACCAGUCCUACAUAUCGAGCGCCGUUCCGCUCAAUCAAACGAUCGUCCUUUCCAUGAGCGACCAGCGUGUGCUGGAAAAAGCGGUAUACGUGAACACGUUUUGGUUCGUCAAUUGCCAGUACAUAGGCACUUCGGGCGAGCUAUCCACGUUAAGCAACUUCACCAAGGAAAACGAUACCUACACGAUCGAAGCCCUUGUGGUGGCUUCCUUUGAAAAGUUGCCCGAGCCCACAACGACGACUACGACAACCACGACCACAACGACAACUACCACAACGACUACGACGACUCCAGCCACAACAACAACAACAACAACGAGCACAACGACUACUCCGGCGCCGCCUCCCACUACUUCGUCGUCGUCCACCACAUCAACAACUACGCCAAAAUCAUCAACUUCGGAGAUCACCUCCACGAAGGUACCGACUGUAAGUGGCCUCCCGGAACCGACUCAAUCGAGUAGCACGAGAAACAAGCGAGCCAUGGAAGCUGGUGAUACGCAGGACAUAUUACGGGGCAUCAAUCCAGCGCUACUGAAGUUGACCGAUCGAAAAAAUAUUUUGCUUCCAGGACAGUCGGGAGAGUCUAUGUCUAUGGGCAGCGUUCCGGAGGAUGAGUCGCUAAUUCGUGUUGUAAAGAAAUCUGACCGAAAGAUUAAUCUGGCUGAUGCUCUGCAGCCGUUUGUCUGCGGCAAUAGCUCUAUGGUUGCACCGGACCCGAAGAAGGUUUAUGGCCACUUCCAGCGAACGGUUACUGUGCAGAAUCCGAUCUCACGGUUCAACGUGUCCGGCCAGCAGUGGGUGAAGCAAGGGCAACCAGUAGACCUCGUGUUCCAGUGUAGCGGAACUCCACCGUUUGAAUUUUGCUACAAUUUAAACCACGGUCAGCACAAUAUGACGAAUAACGAAACGUGCAGUAGUGAAUGGGAACCGGCCACAAAUGGCGUCUGUCGAUACAAAAUCCACCGUUUUUUCUUUACUAAUGACCAGUAUUCUGUUGUAAUCUUCGUUCGAAACCGGGUGUCGAAUUACUUCACCCAGAUCGGUAUCCAGUUUUACGAAAAUCAACAAAAGUCACAGCUGUCCGUGAUUAUUGUGCCGAUCGGGUUCUGUCUGCUGGCCGUGCUAAUGGUAGUAUUCGGGAUGGCGUACUACAUUCAAAACCGGGAUCGCUUUAUCGUUGAAGUAGCAGACUUUAACUUCGGCGAUACAAGCUCGUUGGACGACGAUAUGGAAUACAAGACGUUCCACCAGCGGCUUAUGGAUAGUUUACGGGAAUCGGUUCGUGUACCGCGAUUCAACUUCCGGCGUUCUAGCGCCCACGAUGUCGAUGAUGUUUCGUCGUCUUCCGGUGCGGCGGGCGAUGCGUCCCUUCGUUACGGUUCCAUGACCUAA